UCCAACGUGUUCGCCAUGUUUGAGCAGUCCCAGAUCCAGGAGUUUAAAGAGGCGUUCACCAUCAUGGACCAGAACAGAGAUGGCUUUAUCGAUAAGAAUGACCUGAGAGACACGUUUGCUGCUCUGGGGCGUCUGAACGUGGGGAAUGAUGAGCUGGAGGAGAUGCUGAAGGAGGCGUCGGGCCCCAUCAACUUCACCGUGUUCCUCACCAUGUUCGGCGAGAAGCUCAAAGGUACGGACCCAGAGGAGACCCUUCUCAACGCCUUCAAGAUCUUCGAUCCGGAGGGGAAAGGACUUCUGAAGGGAGAGGAGAUCAAAUACAACCUCAUGUCCCAAGCAGACAAGUUUACCGAAGCAGAGGUUAGUCAGAUGUUCACCAAUUUCCCCCUGGACGUGGCUGGUAACCUGGACUACAAGAACCUGUGCUACGUCAUCACCCACGGGGAGGACAAGGAGCAGGAGUGA
This is a messenger RNA of Conger conger (European conger), 465 nucleotides long. RefSeq names its product myosin regulatory light chain 2B, cardiac muscle isoform-like. The record is from RefSeq and is a predicted model, not a curated record. Gene Ontology annotation, cellular component: mitochondrion; cytoplasm. The transcript has 6 exons. Bases 16 to 465 code for a protein of 149 amino acids. Gene Ontology annotation, molecular function: calcium ion binding. NCBI's taxonomy places the organism in Eukaryota, Metazoa, Chordata, Actinopteri, Anguilliformes, Congridae.